AUGAAUAAGGAAGAAAUUGACAAGAAGUACAUCCGCGAAUUAGACGUUUUAUUGAAAGAAAUCAAGUCUUUCUCGAUUGUCAUCUUCGAGCAUUUCAAGACCUACAGUGAUGCCAAUUCAAUUCGAUUUGUGAAGAGUUCUGCAUUCCUGUUGGAGCAUAUUGACCAGGGUCUUCUGCCUUAUUUGGACGGUUUCUUGAUUGCAGCAGGCCAGUUUGAUUUCAGCAGUCAGCACCCAGCAAAUGGGUAUAGAAGUGUUGUCGGUCUCAUCGAGAAGUGCUCUCUGCAUUUGCUCAUUUUGACACGUUACGUGGCUUUGAAAAAAAAAAGUUUGCUAUUCAGGAAUGAUCACUACAGUAAAGAGUUUGAAUCCUAUGUGACAUUGUUGGGCCAGUUGAGAGCCUGCUUACAAUAUGCACAGAAGUUCAUGUCCUAUUCAUCAGGGCAGCUGGUUAGCGAACAAGUUUCAGAAGACGAGUUCAAAAUUAUGCAAGAAAUUGAAAACCUCUCACAGGAACCAUUCUACGGUGUUUGCCUCGGCUUUCAGUACAACAGCUCAAUGCUGCAGACCAUAUUGGUCAUGCACAUCAUCCUGGCGUCCUACAGUUCCGGAUACAACAAAUCCUCUCCAUUCAUGAAACUUGCAUCCAGUGUCCUCAGCAGUGGCAAGUUCAUCAUUUCCCCCGAGGAGAGAGCUAAAAAGGUCAUAGAAGCCACAGUUCAUGGUGAUGUUAACUUUUGCAAAUCCUUCUGGGACUUGUCUGAAAAUGCUCUUUUGCAUAGCAUAGCAAAAGUAGUGAGCCCUCUUGUUGCCAUCGAAAAAACAAUCCACAUUCCAUUGGACCCCCCCGUUCAAGUCUUUCUCUCAUCUGACCCAAACAAGCACAUCACUGUUUCCGUGCCUAAUGCUGAAUCAUCAUCGAUUAUGGUUAGGCUGUUUUCGUAUCAGGCUCGACAAGGUCAAAACAACGUUGUACAAGUGCAAGAUUAUGCCUUAUAUAGAAAUUUCACCACCGAUUACUUUACCGAGUUGCGCCAGAAAACAGAAACCAACAGGGACCCUUUCUUGUCUCCCGUCUUUGCCAGUGAUGAACUUCUGAGGGGAUUGUGUCCCGUGCAUUUCAUUAGCAUAGCAAAAGUAGUGAGCCCUCUUGUUGCCAUCGAAAAAACAAUCCACAUUCCAUUGGACCCCCCCGUUCAAGUCUUUCUCUCAUCUGACCCAAACAAGCACAUCACUGUUUCCGUGCCUAAUGCUGAAUCAUCAUCGAUUAUGGUUAGGCUGUUUUCGUAUCAGGCUCGACAAGCACCUCCUCCACCACCUCCGCCAUCACUUAUCGACAAGUGCCACUUCCUGGCUUGA
Messenger RNA from Helobdella robusta, 1359 nucleotides. RefSeq lists its product as hypothetical. NCBI's taxonomy places the organism in Eukaryota, Metazoa, Annelida, Clitellata, Rhynchobdellida, Glossiphoniidae. The record is from RefSeq and is a predicted model, not a curated record. Gene Ontology annotation, molecular function: sterol ester esterase activity; triacylglycerol lipase activity. The coding region runs from base 1 to 1359 and encodes 452 amino acids. The transcript has 8 exons. Gene Ontology annotation, cellular component: cytosol. Gene Ontology annotation, biological process: cholesterol metabolic process; triglyceride catabolic process.